AUGGCAAAAGAGUUAGAAACUUUGAGAAGCCAGAGAGAAGAUAAUGGCUUCAAAUCUACAGUGUCACCAGACACCCAUUUCGACUCGCCUGAGUCUGCCCUCGAGCAAUCCGGGACUGCUGUGGUGACCGACUUUGGCAUCAAAGAGCAAUACCAAUUGGAGGGCUUUGUGAUUGAUAAGAACACAGUCGCCGACAUAAUCAAAGUCUUUGCAGCAUUCUAUUACCCGCACUUUCCAGUGGUAAAUCCCAACUUCUCCAUUUCGACCAUGUACGAUACGGCACCACUCUUAUUUUGGACUCUCAUCGUAAUAGUCGCUUCCCGUGGACCUUUGCCCCAACAUAUUGCAUUGUUCGAACAGCUUAAAGAGCCAUACUUGGCCAAACUUCGUCUCGAGAUCUUGGCUGCACCUGUCCCUUUACAGACUAUCCAGGCACUCAUCCACCUUAUUAUGUGGCCUUUGCCCUCGCCUCGCCAAUCACAUGACUGCUCCUGGCUGUACUGUGGUGUCGCGAUCAAUGCAGCACUCUACAUGGGGUUGCAUCACUCAAAACCACCACAGUCGUUAAGGAGUAUCGGCGUUCCUUCCGGCUCCCCGCGAGCCAGAGCUAGUACUUGGCUUGGGUGUUUCCUAGCCAGCACCUCAGUAGGGAUGCACAUUGGAGUUUCACCUCACAUAAACGAAACUACAGAGCUAGCGACGAUAGAAAACUUUGUCCGCACGUACCCGAUCCCACCAGAGUUUGCCUACCAAGUAAUGGUCCACCAUAUCAUGGCGAGAUUCACAACUAUAGUACUAGAGAACAGCCAAGAAACCGUAUCCCAGUCGCUCGUGAAGCUCAUCGACACAGAGUUGGACAGUCUCAAAUCGAGAUUCCCAACACCAUGGUCUCCGCGCAUAGAGAUGGCCGUGUUGGUUGCAAAACUGCACCUCUAUACCAUGACCAUCAUCCGCAUGCAAGACGUUACGUCGCGUGAGGUUCUCAUGAAAAACGGAUACUCUGUCGCUCUUCGCAUAGUGUAUCUCUCUGAUCAAGGCCUCUUCCACCGCUCCGAUGACUAUCCCGAUAUAACCGCGGCAUUCCUGCAGCAGACUUGCCCCAAGAACUAUUUUCGCGCCCUGAUGCUCGCUGCUGUGUUCUUGCUCAGAUUCUUCGCGCUGAACAUCAACGCCCCACCCGAAGAACAAGAGACAGCAAAGAACCACGUUGCAAUUGCGCAGCGAUUCUUAGCCGCCGGAGCACGCGAAGCAACCGAUGAAAAGGCGCGGGCAGCAUUAGUCAUUGAGGUUUUAAGUCGUCAACAGCCAAUGGACAUUGACAGCACGAAACUCAAGAUCGACGAUCGCAUGGGCGCAAGCAUUGUAUUCGACGCGAUAACUAGGGGUCAUGAGCUAAGGAACAUAAAAGCCGACGUGGAAGAACGGACGUCUCCACAAGAGAACGGAGACCUUCAGCAACACUCGAUUGCGGACAUGCCUCCUCCGCCAGCAGCACCGGAGUUUAACGAUUAUGCGCAGUUGACGCAAGCCGACAUGAGUGCUAUGAGCGACUUCGAUAUACCUCUCGACUUUAAUGCCCUGCCGCAGGAUCUUUGGGGGGAUUCUAUGUGGGGAAUGUUUGGCACUUUCGCACCGCCGUACUGA
This is a messenger RNA of Paraphaeosphaeria sporulosa, 1644 nucleotides long. RefSeq lists its product as uncharacterized. NCBI's taxonomy places the organism in Eukaryota, Fungi, Ascomycota, Dothideomycetes, Pleosporales, Didymosphaeriaceae. The record is from RefSeq and is a predicted model, not a curated record. The transcript has 3 exons. Gene Ontology annotation, biological process: regulation of DNA-templated transcription; DNA-templated transcription. Gene Ontology annotation, cellular component: nucleus. Bases 1 to 1644 code for a protein of 547 amino acids. Gene Ontology annotation, molecular function: transcription cis-regulatory region binding; DNA-binding transcription factor activity, RNA polymerase II-specific; zinc ion binding.